GUGUUUUUUUACGCACUUUAUGAUGCAGCCACAUAAGAAACACCAAAUAUGUCCAGAAAGCAGCACAUAAUAGCAACAGGAGCCAAACAGGAACACCACCCCCCUGAUGUCAUCCGAAACCCGCAUCUUCUUCCUGGGAUUUUUUUUUUGGGGCGCAUUCCUGCUUUUCUUCCAGAAUUCCUCGUUCCGCGGCUCCGCGAAUCGGCGACGCGCAGAGUUCGCGACGUUCCCGAGACGCGCGGGAGCCCGCUUCUCCGGCCGGAUUCCGCCUCUGGAGGUCUGGGAGAUGUCUGCGAGGUCUUUAGACGCCGUGAAGAGGAAGAUCCAGAGCCUGCAGCAGCAGGCGGACGACGCGCAGGACAGAGCGCGCUUUCUGCACGCGCAGCUGGACGAUGAACGAGACCUGCGCGAGAAAGCGGAGGGAGACGUGGCCGCUCUGAACCGCAGGAUCCAGCUGGUGGAGGAGGAACUGGACCGGGCUCAGGAGAGACUGGCCACCGCUCUCCAGAAACUGGAGGAGGCCGAGAAAGCAGCGGAUGAGAGCGAGAGAGGCAUCAAGGUGAUUGAGAACCGUGCCAUGAAAGAUGAGGAGAAAAUGGAAAUUCAGGAAAUACAGCUUAAAGAAGCCAAACACAUCGCUGAGGAGGCAGACCGUAAAUAUGAAGAGGUCGUUCGGAAGCUGGUGAUUCUGGAGGGAGAACUGGAAAGAGCAGAAGAGAGAGCAGAGAUUGCAGAACUGAAAGGAGGAGAUCUGGAGGAAGAACUGAAAAACGUAACCAACAACCUCAAGUCUUUAGAAGCUCAGUCAGAUAAGUAUUCAGAGAAAGAGGACAAGUAUGAAGAAGAGAUCAAAGUUCUCAGUGAUAGACUGAAAGAGGUGGAGACUCGUGCCGAGUUUGCAGAAAGGACUGUGGCCAAACUGGAAAAGACCAUCGACGACCUCGAGGAGGAUGUGGCUGAGGCAAAACAGCAGAACUUGGAGAUGCAUCAAGUCCUGGAUCAAACACUCCAGGAGCUCAAUAGCUUGUGAAGAAACAAGAAGAAACCCAUGAAGAACAUUCCAGAGUUCCCCAUCCAUUCCAGCAGUGCUUUAUGUUUAGCUUUUCAUGUCUUGUAUGCUGUAAGUUAUGUUAUUUCCAUCCAUCAUUUUCUGUAUUUUGGUUAGCAAUCUUUCGAUUAUUUCCUAAUGCACCUACUAGUCCAUUAAAUAAUAAAUAAUGUCUUCUUGUUGCCAUUUUUCCCCAUUUAAAUACAACUUCCGUCACCAUCUGUGGCGUAAUAACAAAAUAUGCUGUUCCUGGUUACGUUUUUGAUCUUAAAAAGUAUGACCAUCACUGCAUGUAAGAAUUCAGAGAGAAUUCGUAUCUGUCUUGGCGCUGUUUUAUUUAUUUCUUUUGAAUGAACACGGCGGACGAUAUGCUUAAAACAGUAGAAAUGCAGCAGCAAAAAAACGGUCAAAAAGCAAUAAGUACAGCACAUUUUAGUAGAGAUGUACGGGAAAUGCGUUAAAAAGAAAGCUGAAGGCGUUAUGUAUUAUAACACAGAUUUCUUUACACUAUUUUCGGCAUUAGGAAGUUUUUAGUUUGUCAUUUAUGGGAUAUUAUUUUUUACCCUUGAUGCUGCAAAGGGCUAUUUUCACUGUGGUUUGAUGUUUUUUUUUUACAUUUUUUUUAAACUAAAUAAAUGUUUACUUAUUUGCACACCACACCGGUGUAUGAGAAUUAGUGUUAUUAUUACUUAAAUCGAUUAAUUAAAGUUUAAUUGCAGAAAUGUCAAAGGAAAGGCAUGGAAUUAUAUCUUUAAGAUGAUAAAGCCUAUUUUAGGACCAAA
Molecule: messenger RNA, 1830 nt
Organism: Puntigrus tetrazona (Sumatra barb)
Lineage: Eukaryota; Metazoa; Chordata; Actinopteri; Cypriniformes; Cyprinidae
Gene: tpm4b
Product: tropomyosin 4b
Exons: 8
Coding region: 107-1030 (307 amino acids)
Biological process (GO): muscle contraction; actin filament organization
Cellular component (GO): actin filament
Molecular function (GO): actin filament binding
Source: RefSeq, a predicted model, not a curated record